CCGUGUGUCUAUAUAAACACUCCUAACAGCGUUAACAGUAAUAAUAAACAACAGUAUUGUCCACAAGGUGCUUGUGUCAGCUUGAAAACUAACGUGAUUUAAAAUCGUCUCGCCUUUUAAAAGCUAGCGAAGUGACGUCAGAAUCAUAAAUAAGCAGCUAGCGGUGUGUUUUGACAGCGUUCUGGCUUGUACAUGCGUAGCUAGUUAGCUCCAUGCUAAUGUACGUGUUACCUGUUAGGUAGCUGACUGGUUUAUCACGGGAUAAGUUUAACAGACUCGGUUCUGAGUGUGGUUUCAGUAUGAGAUAAGACACGAGACAGCUAGGACUCAUUAGCAAAAACAAUACCGAGAUAUCGACUAACUGUUUAACCAACAACGUGUAUCUUCAGCUGACUAAAGACAAGUGUUCUUUCCAUCCUCGCAAAUAAACCAUGACAGCCAUGCGUGUUGAUGCCAAGGUGGUCAUGCUGGGGAAGGAGAGUGUGGGUAAAACCAGCCUGGUGGAGAGAUACGUUCACCAUCGCUUCCUCGUUGGACCUUAUCAAAAUACCAUCGGAGCUGCGUUUGUCGCCAAGUCCAUUAACAUUGGAGACAAAGUGAUCACUCUGGGAAUAUGGGACACGGCCGGAUCCGAGCGCUACGAGGCCAUGAGUAGAAUUUACUACAGAGGAGCCAGAGCUGCUAUCGUGUGUUACGACUUAACAGACGACAGCAGCUUCCAGAGAGCCAGAUUCUGGGUAAAGGAGUUACAGACAUUUGAAGAGCACUGUAAGAUCUACUUGUGCGGAACCAAGUACGAUCUGGUCGAAGGCGACCGAAACGCGCGGCAAGUCGACUACCACGACGUACAGGACUUUGUGGAAGAAAUAGGAGCACAGCAUUUUGAGACAUCGAGCAAAACAGGAAACAAUGUUGAUUCACUCUUUACGAAAGUAGCAGAGGAUUUCAGUAACUCAGCUUUUGAGCUCCUGUCAGAGGAGACAGGAGUGAACCUGGGCCAGAAGAAGAACUCGUAUAUCUACAGCUGCUGCCAUCACUGACUGAACACGAGGACGCCGCCGCGUAACGUCAUGCCGCCUCGUCGUCUCCUGCCUUUUUAUUUAAGAAAAAAAAAGAAAGAAAGAAAGACACUGCGUUAUUUUUUUCAGAUCUAUCAUCGGAUAAAGUUGUUGGAACGAGUUUGUUUGUGAAAACGACUGACUUUUGCAGAAGAGUAAACGCGGGAGAAACAAGAAGUGGAACCUGCAGCGCGUGGAAGUGAUUAUUAUGCCGGUUCCUGAUUGGUUCCUCUUCUCAAAACACGCACACACACCCACACACACAUUGUGUGAAAGCAGUGAGGGUUAAGUCUGACGAUCUGAGUUUACACACACUAUACACUCACUGCCACACACUUACACACACACACACGAUACGGUGUAUUUAUUUACAGUUCUAAGCUAAAGCGCAGUGAACGUCCAGAGCUGCAUGUUUUCUGUUGACAUUAACAUUAAGGUCAAAAAGUGGGUUGUGGAACCGGUUCUAGAUCAGCGAUGUACUGUUACAAGGAAAUACUGUGUUUGAGUCCUGUAUGUGACUGGGUGUUCAUUUUCCUGCACAUUGAUGUUUUGGAAUGAGCCUUAGGUUUAGGAACAUUAUUAUUAUUGCUGUUAUUUUUUUCUUUCUUAUUUUUUUGCAUUUUGCAUUUUGAAAUGUUUCUAAACAUCUCUGGGCUUUUUCAUGCAUUCAAAGUGUCUCGCAUCGAAAAGUGAUGCUCAUGUUUACAUUGCAAACAGAAACUUUACAUCUCACUUACUAAAGUGAGAAAAAAAGUGUCUCGUUUGUGUUUAUGCCGUAUUGUCAUGUAUAGAAUUCAAUAUAAAUGGUGUCCGUGCCAUGCGUACAAAGCCUUCUGACAUUGUGUGAGAGUGAGAGUGAGUGAGUGUGAGUAUGUGAGUUAGUGUGUGUGAGUGAGUGUGCGUGAGAGUGUGUGUGUGUGUGUGUGUGUGUGUGUGUGUGGUUUAUUCUCAUCACCCAGUGUCGUGAACCCGAAUCAUGCACUUGUGUUCACUGAGCUCUCUGCUCUGGCUGUAUCGCUCCGAGCCGAUCGGCAGGAAGACGACUUUCCAGAACCACCAGUAUCGAACGAAGCACAAGAAGAAAACAUGGAUGAGAAAGUUGUGUAUACCAGAAUGUGAACGGAACUCGUUGUGAGCAGCAGAUCGAUAAAAGUUUUUCAGUUACAACAUGAAACUUUCAGUACUUGUCAUUUAUUAUGUACAAAGCGCUACAGGACAAUUAAACGCUCUCACAAUGCA
Molecule: messenger RNA, 2297 nt
Organism: Tachysurus vachellii
Lineage: Eukaryota; Metazoa; Chordata; Actinopteri; Siluriformes; Bagridae
Gene: rab24
Product: RAB24, member RAS oncogene family
Exons: 9
Coding region: 432-1040 (202 amino acids)
Molecular function (GO): GTPase activity; GTP binding
Source: RefSeq, a predicted model, not a curated record